Hirundo rustica (Barn swallow) is the source of this 2947-nucleotide messenger RNA. RefSeq names its product scratch family transcriptional repressor 2 (gene SCRT2). NCBI's taxonomy places the organism in Eukaryota, Metazoa, Chordata, Aves, Passeriformes, Hirundinidae. Gene Ontology annotation, molecular function: RNA polymerase II cis-regulatory region sequence-specific DNA binding; DNA-binding transcription factor activity, RNA polymerase II-specific. The record is from RefSeq and is a predicted model, not a curated record. Bases 4 to 834 code for a protein of 276 amino acids. Gene Ontology annotation, biological process: regulation of DNA-templated transcription. The transcript is spliced from 2 exons.
GCCAUGCCCCGCUCCUUCCUGGUGAAGAAGCUGAAAGCGGAGGCGUUCCCGGCCGCCGGGGCCCCCGCGCCCCCCUACGCCCCCCUGGAGCCCCCCUACACGCUGCCCGGCCCCGCCGCCGGCGAUGGGUACCUCCAGCACUGCCUGGCGCCAGCCGGCUAUGACACAGACAAGAAGCAAGGCCUGCCACCACCGCCACCAGACCCAGCCUACGCACCCGGCCACGAGGAGUACAGCGAUCCCGAGAGCCCCCAGUCCAGCUUCUCCGCCCGCUACUUCAAUGGGGAGGCGGCAGUGACAGACAGCUACUCCAUGGAUGCCUUCUUCAUCACGGACGGGCGGUCGCGCCGGCGCAGCGAGAGCCAGCGCCGCGGCAGCCACCGUCACUCCUGCCCCGAGUGUGGCAAGACCUACGCCACCUCCUCCAACCUCAGCCGGCACAAGCAGACCCACCGCAGCCUGGACAGCAAGAUGGCGAGGAAAUGCCCCACCUGCGGGAAGGCGUACGUCUCCAUGCCCGCCCUGGCCAUGCACGUCCUCACCCACAACCUCAAGCACAAGUGCGACGUGUGCGGCAAAGCCUUCAGCCGGCCCUGGCUGCUGCAGGGCCACAUGCGCUCCCACACCGGGGAGAAGCCGUUCGGCUGCUCCCACUGCGGCAAAGCCUUCGCCGACCGCUCCAACCUGCGCGCCCACAUGCAGACCCACUCCGCCUUCAAGCACUACAAGUGCAAGCAGUGCGAGAAGACCUUCGCCCUCAAGUCGUACCUCAACAAGCACUACGAGUCCGCCUGCUUCAAGGGCUCCGAACACAGCUGUGCAAUAGGGAACUAGCCCCCCAAACCCCUGUGGCACAUCCCCAUUCCCAGCCUCAUCCUUCUAUCCAAUCCCCUUCCCCAGCUCAUCCCAUGCCCAUCCCUCUUCCUCUGUCCAUCCCAUCCUGUCCCCAUCCCCAUCCCCGUCCCUAUCCUCAUCCCCGUCCCUAUCCUCAUCCCCAUCCCCAUCCCCAUCCCCAUCCCCAUCCCAUUCUGGUCCCGGUCCCUGUGCCAGCACUCCUGCAGCUGCAGCCAGCUGGUUUGCUGCUGUGCUGAGGCUGGAGGACAUGUCCCCACAGACUCACUCCCCAUCUGCUCCCUGGGAAGGGGGUCCCCCACUGUGGGACCCAGCUCCUUUCCCCUGGGUCCCAGAGCCACCCCGCAGCCAGGCAGGUCUCUCUGCGGGGACUCACCUGGGGACCUCUUCCAGACCCAGGAGAGACUUUCCUCCCCUAGCUUGUGAUUUUCACCUCUAUUUAUUUAAUUUAUUACUAUUAUUUAUUUAGAGCUGCUGCUUCUCCUCCUGGGGGAUCCCAGGGGAGAAAAGACACUUUUUUGCUCCCCGCUAGGAGCAAACCCUCCCCUUGACCCUAAUCUUGAUGAGACCCACGGGCUGGUGUUACUGCCGGCUCGGCAGGACUGAUGGCCACUGAAGCUGACAGAGGACAGGGCUGCCAGUCACCCUUGGAGCCUGGGGUCCCUGCAGCCCACCACACAGGGCACCCUGCUGCCCCUUUACCCCAUGGCACAGUGUUCACCCUGGCACUGCAGAUCUCCAGCCCCGGAGCCAGGGGAAGAGCCAAGGGAAGAGCCAAGGGAAAAGCCAAGGGAAGAGCCAGGGGCUUCCAGCAGAGAUCCACAGGACACGUCCUCCAUUGGCUCCCAGCCCAUGGCUUGGCCAACACAACUGGCCCCUGCCACGAUGAUGGGGAAUAGCCCCCCCAGGCAGGUGCAGCCCCCUUCACCACACAAAGGGCUGGGCUGGCAGCUGGGCUGGAGACCCAGCCCUGGGGCAGGUAGUACCCGAACCCCCAGACACCCCCCCAUGUGUCCCCAGCCCCUCCUCCAGCCGGCUGCCGGCUCCCUCGCCAUUGCCCCCCACCUGCACUCAGGAGGAGGGGGUCAGAGUAGCUGUAAAGUUUGGGUGAGUCUAUUUAAAUGUUCUUAUUUAUAUUAUUUAUAACUUAUGCUUUUCACUAUUUAUUUGUCAAGACUGGCCGGGCCAUGCCAGCGCUGGCUCGCAGGAGGUGGCAGAGCUGCAGCAGAGCUGCCGUGCCCAGGACACAGCCACGGUGACACGGACGGGGACAGGACCCCGAGAGCGGACUGUGCGGCGGGCACGGAGGCAGGAGGGCGCGAGCUGGCCCGGCAGCCCAGGCUCCACGUCCUGCAAGCCUCCCCCAAAGGCAAAGCCCUUCUCCUUUGUCUUCCUUGCUGCCACGGGCUCCUGCUUUGCUCCGUGUCCCGCGCCAGCCCAGCGGGGACAAACCAGCCACUCUAUGCAACCUCCCGGCGGAGCGCCCCCGCACCGGCCCCGGAGCCAGCGCCGCGCACGGCAUUCCGGAGCGGGGCCCGACCCGCGCCUCCGCUUCCUACCUCGGGCCGCGAGUUGCCACAGCCCCAUCACCCUGUGUCGGUCCCCAACACUUCGGGACUCAGCCCGGCACGCCGCGGGGCCGCACUCGCGCACCCCCACACCGUCUUCCUGCGCCGUCUUCCUCCCUUGCGCCGUCUUCCUCCCGCUGCCUCGGUGCCUGCGUUGGUCACGGGUUGAGUGGGGAUGUCCCCGUCACGGUCCUCGCUGCCAUGGCACGGUGCCCACACGUCCGCACCCCACAGAGGGGAUGAGCAUCGCCCUGGCCACGCGGGCACCCCGCCGGGUUUUCCCCGCGCUGCCGGCGCCGUUCCGCGGAGCGCGGCGUCCUGAGGCCGGCAGGCUCGGAGCACUGCGCCGCUGCCCCUCUCUCCUGUAAAUAGCAGAUACUACAGCAAUAAUUUUCCGUGCAUGAUAGAUUUUUUUCUGCCAGGUUUUGUACUCGCCAGCCCCAGUAUGACAAGUCUACUGAGAUCCGGCCACCCGCAGUAUUACUUGUAACGCGAUUCAGGGAUAUAAAAGGGAUUUCUGCCACUAA